This is a messenger RNA of Vanessa atalanta (red admiral), 3177 nucleotides long. RefSeq lists its product as uncharacterized. Gene Ontology annotation, molecular function: protein binding. The record is from RefSeq and is a predicted model, not a curated record. Lineage: Eukaryota; Metazoa; Arthropoda; Insecta; Lepidoptera; Nymphalidae. The transcript is spliced from 15 exons. Bases 1 to 3102 code for a protein of 1033 amino acids.
AUGCAAACUAAAAACAUAAAUCUUAUCGAGGACCAAAGAAGUAAAGAUUGUGAUAUACAAAAAAUAGGCCGACAAGAUGGUCAACCUGUGGAUGUGUCAGUGAACCAGGCGAUCUCAAACCAAGUCACGGCUCCAACGUUCGUUUCUACGUAUUACGGAACAGCUGAGUCAGUUCCGCCGUACAGAAUGCCCCCGGCGCCCGAAGCGGCGCUGCCCGGCGCCCCCGCGCCCUCUACGCCAGCUGCAUUACACACUCACUCCGCAAAAUUUCCCAUAGAACGCGAAGUGAUCCUGUCGUCGGGUGACAAAAGCUCCAAAGUACCAAUCUUGCAGGAAGCAAGAAAGAGGGGGCGACUUGGAGCGGUAGCUCCUGACACACCCCCUAAGGCGUUGUCAGCGUGGACACAUGCAGAGAAUCAACAAGCAGGACCGUCUGGUGAUUUCAGACAAUACGAACAAAACUACGGGUACACGAUGAACCAAAACCAAAAUCCAAACCAAGGCGCUAUAGCGAGAAACGUACAAAAUUAUGAUUCCCCAAAACCGCCGAUACCCGCCAAAAAUGCAUAUAAAACCGAUAGCCAAAAUAACUCACACAUAACAGUCACGGUUGAAACCGGUAAAGAUAGUACAAGAGAUGCCCCUAAAAGUAAUAAAUCAGUUAGCAAAACUUACCACACACUAAAGGACAUGAUAUCGAGUAGAUUCAAAAAAGAUGGCAACGAGGGUGAGAAGAACAACGAUGAAGCUAGACUUAACAAUAUCGAAGAAAGAAAGAGGCCUGAACCGGAGCAAGUCACUCCAAGAGAAACUCCAAGGAAAGUAGAACAAGGGAUAUACGGGAGACCGAUGCCACAAAAUCGACCAGAUAUGCAAUACAGUCAUGGCAUGCCAAAUAACAUGGCGUACCCGAGUCCGUCACCGCACAGGCAAUUAAUACAUCAGCAACAGCAGAUAGUGCAACAGCAGAUGAUGCUGAAUCAUCAGGCAAGAUCGCAAGAGAUGCUGGCGUCUCCUCAUAGGCCACAAGCUCUCGGUGCAGAUGCCCUCUAUCAACAAUAUGGACCUCCGGGUCGAAGAAGUGCGAUGUAUCAACGAGAUAUGGAUGUGAGAUCGAUGGCAAACUUCACGUCUUUGAAAACUGGUCCUCAGACACAGUUUGACAUCUCACAUUCAAGAUUAGAUCUCAGAAGUCCUCAACAAUUAGAGAGGGAAGUUAUACGUCAAAGAGGCUUAGUAGAAGGCAGAAGAGCUGCUUCCCAUCCUCACCUCUUAGAUGAUCCUCAUCCUAGACAAGAGAUCACGACACCACAAAUCCAUGAUCGGUCCAGGAGAAAUUCCCAUGGCAAUCUUCUAGAUGGUAUGCCAAAUGAAAACGGACCAACAAGAAAUAUCGAGGAACGAGAGUCAGAUGAUGGAGGAUUUCGAAUGAGGCUUGCAGCACAAGGUCGAUCUAGUUUCGAAGAACGAAUACGUACGAGUGGACGAUCAAUUGAUUCACCAAGACAAGAGCGGGCACAUGAAAUGUAUAGAAGAACGCCAGAUAGUCAUAAGGAAUCGAGGCGGACGCCUGAUUCAUUAGGCAAACGACAGAAAGAAGAAGCUUCAACAUCUGGGGAAAUGUUAGAAAGAAAUGACGAAAGUGCAAGUCAGAAAUCCGUGGACAGUGUAUAUAACUCGAGUAGUAAAGCCGAAGUAUACAACCCACAACCGUCUUCAUCAAGACAAACACCUAAUAGAAUCGAAGAUUUAAAAGCACAUGGAAAAAAAGGUGCAAGUGGAUCGGGCGCUAGCUCAGAUUACGACAAAAAUGGUGGUCAGUCAUCAAACGUUGACUCUGGUAGAGGUAGCGUGGCUUAUUCCAGCGGGAGACGACCUGACGCCAGCCUUCAUGACACAUCUGCUGAUUCAGAUGCUGUAGGGUCCAGGGUUCAACCUCAGCCUGGACCUAGUCAGCAAAAUCCUGGACCCGCAGGAGAAAACGAAUGGGCAGAUUUAGUGGAAUGCGAGCUUCGACAGAUACUAGAACCCAAGUUAUCCAGUAUGCGACUCGAUAGCUCAGCCAGCUCUGACGGCUCCAUGACACCUCCCCUCCCACCACAGUCGCCUUCUUCAGAUUUACAUAAAAGAAAUAGUCUUCCUGGUAGAUCCGAAUAUCCUGACGAACGACGUCGAGGAAGGGAAUCACCGCGCUGGCAUUCACACAAGAAACACUCUUCCAAACGUGAUCAUCAUUACAAGAAACACUUAUUCGGGUUAGACACGACAGACAUGACUUCAACCACGACUCGAAGCCUGGACCUCUCGUCUCUCCUGGACGGGCGGACGGACAGCGACGCCUCGACGGGAGACGCGCGCGCCAUCCGGAGGCAGCUGCGGGGGCUCGAGAACAUGUACGCGGAGGUGCUGCAGUUGCUGGGAGUUAGGAAACCCGCAAGCCUAGCCAAACAUCCUACAUGGGAAGCUAGGUUAUCAUCGAAACGUCGGUACGGCAGCAUGUCCUCCCUCCCAUCGAGUUCCGUCAGCAGUCGACCAGUUCGCGACAAGCGGAGAAGCUCCAACGAGCAACGAAAGAAACACGAUCUCAAGGGCAUCAACAAGCGCUUCCAGCGGCUGGAGUCGCACGUGGUGACGCUGGCGCGCUCGGUGGCGCACCUCUCCAGCGAGAUGCGCACGCACCACCUCGUGCUGCAAGAGAUGGACACCAUCCGCGCCGAGCUCGCCGCGCUGCGCCACCUGUACCGAUCUCAGCAGUACGUCAGGUCCGGGCACAGCAGACAUCUGGACCCGUACUCCUUCAGCAAUCCCGACAGGGUCAAGCGUCUCACCAAGUUCUUCGGAGACGAGCCUCCCUUGAUGCGACUGUUCCUGAAGAAAUUGGGAUACGAGAAAUACGCGGCGCUGCUGGAGAAGGAGAAGGUGGGCGCGGCGGAGCUGCCGUACGUGGGCGAGGACCGCCUGCGCGCGCUGGGCGUGCCGCUCGGGCCGCGCAUGCGCAUCCUCAAGGAGGCCGGCCUGCACCACGACCUGCAGCGCGACCCCCGCGACCCCCGCGACCCCCGCGACGACCACAACACCACCACCACGCUCGCCAUCGUGUGACGGCCCGUCGCCCGACCUCCGCCGGGGACUCCGCGCUUCGAUCGGAGUCAUAUCGACAUAUGAACGUACAUUAAU